AUGACCUCGAUGAGUUCGACAGAGGUGGACAAGAGCAAGGAUGAAGACCACGAAAACACACACGAGGACCCUCUUGAGGAAGAGGAGGAGGAGGAAGGCGCUGAUGUGGAUCCCUCUCACCAGGAAUACCUAGAACGCCAGCGCAGACUGGAUGAGUUUCUGUCACCGCUGAUCUUGGACGAAGCCGUUCUGUAUCAGCUUGCGCGUCGCUUUUCUACCAUUUAUAGAGACUUGGCCUUGCAUUCCAAAGAACAGUUUCUUCCGACGCCGGUGACCCGUCUACCCACCGGUCUCGAGACGGGUCGAUACCUAGCCAUCGAUGUCGGUGGAACCAAUCUCCGGGUUGCCUUCAUCGAAUUGCUUGGCGAGGCAGCCGAGUCCGAUACACCGCCGGGCGAUGCGUCGGCGAGAUCCAGGGACACCUUGCGAAAAGCACAGAGGCAGCGCGUCAAGCGGACUCUCGAAAGAGCAUGGCCCAUCCAAGAGCAUCUGAAAAUGGACAAGGCGGAGGAUCUAUUUUCGUGGAUUGGCGACUGCAUCGCGGAAGUCGUGGCUGAGAACCUGACCUCGGAGAGCACUCGGGGCGAAAUCCCCGAGGAAUUGGAGAUGGGCAUCACAUUCAGUUUUCCCAUCAUGCAAGAGUCUCUCACCGAGGCAACCUUGAUGCCGAUGGGCAAAGGAUUCGCCAUCACAUCGGACCUCGAUCUCCGCAAGAUCCUACUUAGUGGCUACGAGAAACACACCAGACGCCUGGACGAUGAAUGUGAGCCAUCGAGCAAACGCCGGAAGCUCUUCAAUCUCCCCAAGUUGAAGAUUGCUGCGAUUACCAAUGACACCGUGGCCACUAUUGCUUCGCUUGCCUACUCUGUCAAGUCACUGCCCAACAGCAGGGUUGCGAUGGGUAUCAUUGUGGGGACGGGGUGCAAUGCAACCAUUCCGAUGAAUCUUAACUCGCUCCACAGCUCCAAAGCGAAACAGGUGCGACAAAAAGACCCCGAGGCGCAAGAAACCGUGGUAAACACCGAAUGGACGAUUUCCGGUGCCGCUCCACCGUUGAAAGAGCUCAGCAUAAUCACUCACUGGGACGUCGAGCUUGACCAGGCAUGUGCCCGCCCGGGAUUCCAACCCUUCGAGUAUAUGACAGGCGGCCGAUACAUCGGAGAACUCAUUCGGCUUAUUCUCUGCGAUUAUUUCACGAAACAAGGUGGUUUGUCUAGGAAGGAUCUACCCGCGCCUCUUAGCAAAGAGUAUGCAUUGACUACUUCGUUCAUAUCCAACAAAGUUGCCCGCUCCCGGUCCGACCAGGAACUGGCGAGUGAGCUGGCUCGUUGUAUGCCGCCUCCGGAAACUAGCGAGUGGAACUGGGACGCAUCGGCGGCAAACGCCUUCCGCAAGAUAGCCAGGACUGUGCAACGGCGCUCAGCAGGAUUGAUCGCGGCAGCCGUUGUGGGACUCCUUGCUUGCGCGCACGAGAUUGAGCUGAAGGUCGACAGUCCCGACGGCUCACCGACAACUGAAAAUCAUGUCGCGCUGGAUUUAUCCGCCGUAUCGGAGAAUCUUUCUCCUGUAUUGGAUUCGGAGGGAUCGGGUGCCAGUGGGUCCAGGAGCAAUCACAGUCCCAUUGUCCCGGUGUUGUCCCCCACACCCGUUCCCGCAGACUGGCAGUCCGGGCCCGAGGAACUCGUUGUCGCAUACACAGGUGGGAUUAUCCAACAUUACCCUAACUUCAAGGAGAUGUGUCAACAGUACAUUGACCGACUCAUUAUGAGGACGGGUCCGCAGAAGAGUGGCAAGUCGGUGUUCUUGCGAGAGGCGUCCGAUGGGGGUGUCAUUGGCGCAGGUGUUUUGGCAGGCAUGAUUGGGAACAUGUAG
This is a messenger RNA of Aspergillus homomorphus CBS 101889, 1872 nucleotides long. RefSeq names its product hexokinase family protein. Bases 1 to 1872 code for a protein of 623 amino acids. The record is from RefSeq and is a predicted model, not a curated record. The transcript is spliced from 2 exons. Gene Ontology annotation, cellular component: mitochondrion; cytosol. Gene Ontology annotation, molecular function: glucokinase activity; ATP binding; fructokinase activity. Gene Ontology annotation, biological process: intracellular glucose homeostasis; glucose 6-phosphate metabolic process; glycolytic process. NCBI's taxonomy places the organism in Eukaryota, Fungi, Ascomycota, Eurotiomycetes, Eurotiales, Aspergillaceae.